AUGAAGUUUUCACUCCUCGCUUUCGCUGUUGCCUCGGCUUCCGUGGUCUCUGCCACCAACCCCAAGGCUAACGAGUACAAGGAUGGUAACUGCAAAACCUACAACUACGGCCACGCCCGCUCCAACCUCGGCGUGGUAACCAUGGACGACACCAGCCACUCGGUCUACAUCACCAACUCCGGGCCCAAAUGGUACGCCUACACGGGGAAAGUGGGACGCACCGACAACGGAGGCGCGUGCGUGGGCGAGAACCUGGGCACGCUGCCUAACGGGUGCAAUAACCUGGACAAAAAAGUUCCCCGGGAAGAGGAUCAGGUGUGUGAGGAGGGGGCAGAGUGGUGCUAA
Molecule: messenger RNA, 345 nt
Organism: Sordaria macrospora k-hell
Lineage: Eukaryota; Fungi; Ascomycota; Sordariomycetes; Sordariales; Sordariaceae
Source: RefSeq, a predicted model, not a curated record